Achroia grisella is the source of this 5975-nucleotide messenger RNA. RefSeq names its product putative Polycomb group protein ASXL3 (gene Asx). Gene Ontology annotation, cellular component: PR-DUB complex. The record is from RefSeq and is a predicted model, not a curated record. Gene Ontology annotation, molecular function: chromatin binding; DNA binding. The transcript has 7 exons. The coding region runs from base 223 to 3363 and encodes 1046 amino acids. Lineage: Eukaryota; Metazoa; Arthropoda; Insecta; Lepidoptera; Pyralidae. Gene Ontology annotation, biological process: positive regulation of transcription by RNA polymerase II; animal organ morphogenesis.
UCCAUUUUCUACGUUGUUGUGACAUUUUAAUUUUUACUCUUCAAAGAAAUAUUAUAACUUAUAUUUAAAUAAUAAUGUUGUCCUGUUUUCAGCGAUAUAAAGAAAGUGAUGUCUAAUUGCUUGUUUUAUAAAUAUUGAAACAGUAUUGUGUUGUUCCCUUAUGAUAGAAUACAAAAUGGGUUGAAUUAGUGAUUGCUAUCGGCAUACAUUCAUUUUCAUUUCAUGAUUUUCUGUUUUUCGCACACAAAGUUGACAAUGGAACUGGAUGUAUCGCCAGUGAACGUAAUGGAUGGCAAUAUGGACUGCUCAGAUAACUCGUCGGAUAGUAAAUACAUAACUUGUAAUAACAACGAGCAAUCGUAUUCCGUCAUACGCAUUCCAGAAGACGAAGGAAAAUCGAGCAAGCACUCAAAAAAGCAAUCUAAAAGAAGAAAAAAGAGUUCAAGUCACUCGAGACCUUUACCGAGGAUUAUUGUAAAACCCUUACCACCUCCUCCACCUCCUGAAAAUAGAGAAUGGACUGCUGCAACAUCAUGUAUAGAGACAUCCAGCAAUAGACCAUCCACUAUGAGAGAAGUACUAGCAAGUAUACCAGGCUUUUGUAUAAAACCGAGAAAACGUAGUGGUAAGAAACUAUCAACAGCAGCUCAAUUACAACAAACUAGGGAAGGGUGCAUUGACUUAGAAACUCCUGAUUCAAUAUUAGUAAAUACAAAUAUUAGGGCACUACUGAAUAAACACACAUUUUCCCUUCUCCCACCACUCUAUCAAUUUAAAUUGGGACAGUUGUUACCAAGUGUUGAUAGAUUAAGUCCAUCAGGAAGAUUAAAUUCGUCUAGUCUGAAUAAUGAAUUCUUUGCUCGAGCAUGCCUAGAAUGGCAAGAUUGUCUUUCUGGGGGUGAGUUUACUCCAGAAAAUCAACAAAAAAUGAAGACUGAAGCUGAAAGAGAGAAAAGUAAAAUUGACCCUUGGAAGUUAAAACAUUUUGAACCUAUUUGGGGAGAAAAAUCACGGAAAGAAAAAUCAUCAAUAAAUUUUAAUUCUGAAAGACCAUCUUUAAAAACUACAAUAAAAUUAAGACCCACAGCAUCUAUAACAAGUAGUAGUACUGUUCCUAAAAUUAAAAAGAAUAAAUCUUCAAGCAAUAGUAAGAGAAUGAGAUCUGUUGGUGCUGUAACAAGAUCUUCAACUAAAACAGAUGAUGUGGUGGAUGACUCUGUUACUAUCAGUAUAAAACCAUCUGUACCACUACCAGACUUAUUACCUUUAAAAAUUGUAAAGAAUCAUAAUCAGGGCUAUAUAGACUGCCAGGGAGAGUUUAGUUUUUCAGACUCCUCAUUAGUACAAAGACAGGAUGAUUCUGUAUCAACAACACCUGUUGAUCCUCUUUUACUACCUGAGGGAGAUUCAGAUCGAACUGAUGUAAGGCAGGAAUUAAAUAUGACUGUGGUAAACAUAGAAGAGUCUAGCACUUCCAAAGACUGUGAAGAAUAUAAAACAACAGAUUCAGAAUGUAAUUUUCCUGAAACAUCCAAAAGAUUAAGUGAAGACAAUGGAGAUUAUCUUAUAUCUUCUGCAAAAAGAAUAAAAUAUGAAGAAGAUUAUGAAUUGAAUGGUACCAGUUUUAUAUCACAUACUGAUAUAGAAGAAAUACAUAGACCAGACAGCAACAACUGUUCAGAUACUGAUGCAAAUUAUGCUAAUGAUGCCUGUUCAAAUGAAGAACUUCAUUUAUACCCUGGUCAAGAUGGCGGAGAUACAAAUAGUGAAGAUGGUAAAGGUACACCUAUGUUUGAGUAUGAUGAAAGAAGUGUAUCCUCAAUAUCAAGUUUAAAAAUUGAGACAAAUAUUAAUAAUAUUGUAAAUGAAUCCAUUGCAAGUGCAAGUGUACCUACCUAUAAAGAUCCUCCAAAUGAAAGUGAAUACAGUUCUGAUUUGCAAUGUGAACUAAAAUCCUUCUCACCAAUUGUAAAUAAUGAAGAACAUAUUACAGAAUCAGGUUCAGAAAAUAAUAAUGUGUUAAAAGAUGAGGUAGAAACAAAUGACAAUAUUAUUCAUAAAGCUGAGCAAGAACUUUCUAGUGAAACAAUAGAAGUAAUACAAGAAGUGGAGUGUCAGUCUUCACAACCCAUAGAACAAGAAAUAAAAACUGAUAAUCACUCUGAAAAAUCGGUUGAAAAAGAAAGACCCGUGGAGAAUAUAAUACAGAACUAUUAUGAUGAACAUUUCAAAGAUGCAGAAUCUUUUAUAUUAGAGACAGGUGGUCUCUCAAUACUAACGCCACAGGGUGAAGAUGUUAAAUACACACCACAUCCAAAUUUAAUGGAACUAUCAUCAUAUAUGAGUGAAACAAAUGUGACUGCUGUUGUAACUAUGCCCAUGACACAAAACUCUUCAUUACCCAUGAUGGAGGUUACUAAUACAUCAAUUGUAUCAUAUCCUGAUGAUAAUAUGCAGGACCCAGAUAAACCAAAAAACUCCGCUGUAUUAUGGAAAAAUGACAAUGAUUGGACAAACAAUGAAAAUGUUAUGACAAUGCACACAUUUUCUAAUGUGAACACUGAUAGUUCAAAAUAUGUCAGUGAUGAUUCCAAAAUGAGCAUGGAUGAUGUAAAUGUCAAUGAUGAAAAUUGUAUGUAUAAAGAGGACAGGGAUGCCAACUUUAAUAUGGAAUCGUCCAACUCUUCGGAAAGUUGUCAGUCAAUGAAGGAGACCAGUUUGAAGCAAGAGAUAGAAGCUGUCCCCACCUUAGUAUCCAGCACCACAGUUACCCAUCCACCUGUUAAUUCUACAACUAUGACACAAAGCAUAAGGCCCACAGGGAAAAAAUCUAAAUCAGGAAAAGAAUCUAACAGGAGUCGGAGUUCGAAUAAAGUGCCGCCCGGUGCUGUGAAUCUCGAGCGUAGCUACCAGAUAUGCCAGGCCGUAAUCCAGAACAGCCCCAACCGCGACGCGCUGCGUGGCCAGCUGCGGCCACCUCCCGCUUUGCUGUCCCGUCCCCCGCGCGCCGCCCGCGCCCCCCUCGUGCCCCACGCACCCCACGCACCUCCGCCGCCCCCAGUUCUCGUCAGGCAAAUGCCAGUUUCGGUCGUGCCUCACAAUGAGAUAAAUGAAAAUAGAUCUAAUAAUGUCGGGCAGUACAUUCUCGUACAAAGAACACCUAAUGUCGCGCCUCGAGCAUCUAGUGCUCCACCGUCAAAUCAAAAUUCCAACGUUAGUGUAGCGAGAUGUCGAAGCGUUGGCGCUGACGAUGCAUGCGUGUGUAACUUACGCGCUAUGAUUCUAUGCAAAAAAUGUGGUGCCUUUUGUCACGACGAUUGUAUUGGCUCAGCCGAGCUGUGCCUCACCUGCCUCAUACGCUGACCCCGCCGCCGCGGGCCUGCUGCUCCUGCCGACUGUACUCUGCCCCAUCAAACCAUUUCCAAGCUCCUGCCACUUCAAUUGACUCCUCAAUAUGCAACUGUAAUUGACUGUUUCAUAGAAAUUUAUUGUCGCGUGAUUAAUAUUUUUCUAGUUUUAACUUCUAGAAAUGAGUUAUACAUAUAUAGUACGUGUAGUUCAGCAUAUUGCUGAUUAUUGUAACACUUAUUUUUACCAAAUUUACCACUUUAGGAUAUUCUUUUUGUGUCUCGGUAGAGCUAUAAUAUAAUUUCAAUAUUUCAUUUGAAUGUGUAAUGAGUAUUGUAAGACAUUACAAUUGUAUGAAGCCCAAAGCUACGUAACCGUCUUUGAUAAUUUGUUUUUGCAAAUUAUUGACUAUAGAGAGCAGUUGUUAGGAAUAGUGGUGCUAUAACUUUGUGAAUGGAAUGCAACAUCGGAAAUAUUAAUUUAUAUAUGUAGAUGACGAAUUCACCAAAUUUUCUUAUAGUUCGUGCUUUACCACUCGAUUAUUAAGACUAUAUCCGACUUUGAGACGGAACUUUUUGUGUAAUUUUUAUUACAAAUUGUGUAUAUAUUAGUUAUCUUGUCCUAAGGUUUUCAAGUAUUUGACAAUUGUUCACACCAUAACCUAUCAUUGAAUAGUAUAUAAUAUGCAACAAUACUACUUUGAUAUUUGCAACUUUUUUACUUCAUUAAACAUUAUGUUUCAUUGCACAAUAAUAAUGUAGGUAAUAUUAGUUACUUGGAUUUCUGUACGUAUUUUAUUUAUAUUUAACGAGAAAGCGUGAAACAACGUAGCGUACUAAAACUUGUUAACGUUUAUUUAAAAUUAAGAAGUGUAGGCUUUUUGUUAAGAGUAUGCGAAAGUAUAGUGUCUAAGCGAUAGUUAUCAUAUUUGCCAUUAUAUUGACUACAAACAUCAUCACAUUUAGUUUUAUGCAAUUGUUAUUAUUAUAUUAGUUACUUUUGUAACAAUACAUGAGUUAAAUCAAACUCAUCUUGAAUGUUCGCAGUAUAUCAUGCAGUAGGAUGUAACCUGUGUAAGGCCACCUAACUAGUUCGAGCAUGUCUAUACAUGACAAAAAUCUUCUUGUUUUAAACAAAUUAAAUCAAUCUUUAUAGAAAACAUGCCUUAUUUGUUUGUAUGAUAAUAUGAUUAAAAUUGCUCAUAGAACUUUUGUAGAUACCUGAAUUAAUAUGCUUAUGCACCAAAUUAUUUUCCAUUAACUUAUGAUAUAAGAAGAGUAUGGAUGUACAGAUAUUUAUUGACACGAGAAGGCUGAAGAAUGCAACAUCAGGUGGGACUGUAUUAGUGGUAACUAAGGAUUCUUAAUAAGUAUAUUAUAGUAUAGAGAAUCACUUGUUAUACUUAAGUUUAUCACUAUGGCGUGUAGUGUACACUAAUAUGACGUUAAGUCAUGCAAUAUAUUUAUAGUUAUCUAUAAUAUUUUUGUAAGGACCUUUUACAAAUUGAAAAAUAGCUUUUGCUAAUUUAAGACCCCAUUUUAAUAUUGGAUUUCAAAUUUACUACAUUACAUUAUAAUCUCUUUCUGAUCUCUUGUUUUACGUAAACCUCGAAUGCGCAUUAAAUCCUUUUAGGUCAUAUUGAGUGUAGUAUAUUGUAUGUUGUAAUAAUAACAAUAUUACAAUGGAAAUAACUGAUUAUCAAAAAAUAACAGAUUACUGUAUUAGGUAUGUGCUAUUUCUAUAUGGAUUGUAAUGCUACGCUGGCGGGACACCAGUGGAGAUAGUGAAUGAUAGGAUGAGGAUCAAGUUCAGUUAGCUCAUUAUGGUUAAUUCACUAGGUAUUAACCAUUGUUGGGUUUCAAGCACAACCGCGUGGAGGUCAACAUGACUCUAUACAUUAUUAGUCACUAUUGCUCAUCGUCAUUACUAACAACCCUCUCCCUUAAUAAUAAUACUGUAACAGCUAUGCCUAGUUCGUUUUCAUAGCAUUGCCUUACUGCCAUUUACUUACAGACACUAUUAUAAAAAUUAAACAUAGAAUAGAUUAUAUAAAUUAAUAAAAGUAUUGCUCAGUCUGUUUGACUAACAAAUAUAUACCUUUAUAGUUAUAAAAUAAGAAUAAAAUAUAACAUAUUAUGUACGUUAAAAAUGCUAUAUCAAUAGAUUCCCACGGAGUAGAUUUAAAUAACACAAUAGUAUUGACAGACAUGUUCUAUAUUUUUGCCCAAGAGAAUAUUGAUGAUUAAUUCUCAAUGUUGUGUCAUAUAGAUAUUUUUAAUAUUAUUUUCUAUACAGAAUUUAGUAUUAGGUAUUUCAAACUGAUAUCUAAUGAUGAGAUCUAAUGCAAUAAUUAAAGUAAUUACAAAAUAAUCUGAAUUACCUUUAACGUUUGUAUACUUUGAUAAUAUGGUAUAGUACUUACAUGAUUUUUUUAACAAUAUAUAAGCAAAGACUAUAUAUGAUAUGUGGUCUAGUUACAUAUUGCUCCAUAUCCAUAACUUCAUUUAUGUGUGUUAUGCAAACAUUCAAUUUUUAUGAUUUCCGUAUAUUCACAUGUAUGUUAUUUAUUGGUAAUUAGUUAUUAUAGGCACUUGAACAUUUUUCUCUAAUAAAAUUAUGUUCUAAUA